AUGGCUGCGCACGUAAGGCUGCUCGCUCGCGUGCCGACUACAUUGUCAAAAGACAUCGGUAUAGUUGCCCGACUUUCUCAACUUCACCUCACACAUAGAUAUGUAUCUGAGCCAAGCAGUACAGUAUAUGGUGUGGUUACACCAAUGUUUGUACAAUGUAGACAUUCAAGUUUUUUUAAUACAUUGACAGGUGACCAACUUUGGAAAAGUGUGAUGGCGGACUCGGGUAAAGCUAGUAAAAAAGGCAGAGGUAAAAGAGGAAAGAAAGGAGCUAGAAAAAAUUUGAACCGAGGACAAUAUCUCGGUGAUGGUAAGAUAAGCAUGGAAUGGCCCGGACUAAACGCCCCCGUGGUGAAGGAUAAUGCCCCAGCAACUAUACGACGCAAAGCUGCAGACCCAAACAAAGAAGCUGAACUUCUUAGGCUUCGAGAAAGUUGGGACAAAAAGAAGAAACGUUCCAGUGGACUGCAUGAACGUGGUUGGACAUCUGUUAGUUGGGGAGGACGUUCUGUUGGACCACCUGACCCAGUACCAGGAUGUGAUUUUGAAGAUUUUGAUUCCCGCGUGAUACAAGUCAAGCGUGUCUUUAAUAUGACUGCUACUGUGGGACGAAAACGAAGUACAUUCGCUGUCGCAGUUGUAGGAAAUGCAAACGGUGCUUUCGGGUAUGCAGUUGGAAAGUCUGAAGAUAUUAUGUCAGCUCUGAGGAAAGCAAAGAAUAGCGCUGCCCAUUGUUUGUAUUACUGUGAAAGAUAUGAAAACCAUACACUGUACCAUGAUGUAGAAACAAGAUUCAAAGCUACAAGAAUAAGAAUGAAGAAACAAAACAAAGGGUAUGGUUUACGCUGCCAUCGAAUCAUCAAGGAAAUCUGUAAACUGGCCGGUAUCACUGAUUUAUAUGCUAGAGUGUACGGUUCAAAAAACCCCCUCAACAUCUGUCAUGCUGUCUUUCAAGGGUUAGCAAGUCAGGAAACACAUCAACAAAUUGCCGACAGACAUAGACUUCAUCUUGUGGAAUUCCGUGAGGAAUGCGAUAACUUUCCGUGUGUUGUGGCAUCACCGCAGGGAGGCGAUGUUCGUGAUGACAUUGAAAUUAGGGACUGGGACAAAGAAAUGCCUUUGGAAUGGAAGGAGAUAAAACCAAAAAGCAAAAGAUCAGCAGGAUUUGAAAGAGAUGGAACUAUGAUUAUAUAGACAGAUGUUGUGUUGAGUCAAACGAGUGCAGAACCGCAUACAUGUAAACAGUUGAUUUUACAUCGCAGUCUUGAAUUAUUUUAUGUUAAAGAUACAACAAACACAUAAAAUGAAUUCCUAUGAUCAAUAACAGUACCAUGGUCCAAUUAUAUAUUCAAUGCAUUAAAUAUUCCCCAGUUCAUU
Messenger RNA from Saccoglossus kowalevskii, 1377 nucleotides. Its product is annotated as small ribosomal subunit protein uS5m-like. Gene Ontology annotation, molecular function: RNA binding; structural constituent of ribosome. Gene Ontology annotation, cellular component: ribosome. The record is from RefSeq and is a predicted model, not a curated record. Lineage: Eukaryota; Metazoa; Hemichordata; Enteropneusta; Harrimaniidae. Gene Ontology annotation, biological process: translation.